Messenger RNA from Solanum lycopersicum (tomato), 1556 nucleotides. RefSeq lists its product as uncharacterized. NCBI's taxonomy places the organism in Eukaryota, Viridiplantae, Streptophyta, Magnoliopsida, Solanales, Solanaceae. The record is from RefSeq and is a predicted model, not a curated record.
AAUUGAACAUUUUAGUAUAAAACCAUCUAUUACCUUCCUAUUAUACAAAAUGUGUCUGCAAUACUUAAUUAAGUAACAUGAUUGAUACUCUUUUUUCUUUUGGGAUUCAAUUUGAUCAUGAUGUUGUCAUUUUUAAUUGGAAAAUAGGUAUAAAUGGAUUCUCAGCAAUUGUGUGAUGUUGAAUCCUUUAUGAUUCUCGAGGAGAUUGUGGUGCAUUCCUAUAUUGUCCUUAUCUGCUUUUUUAUGGCUAUUUACAGCAUGUUAUUAAGAAAACAAUCUACAAAUAGGCGGGGCAUUCGAUAUUGUAUGAGUGCUAGAAUUCAAAAAAUCUUGUCUCAUCUGAAUGUUCUCAUUCGUGACAAUGAUAUUGUAUGUAUUGACAAGCUUAGGAUGGAUAGAAACGCCUUUCACAUAUUAGCCUCCUUAGCCAAGAAUAUUGGAGGUUUGACUGACAGUAAAAAUAUGUCGAGUACUGAAAAGUUAGCUAUGUUUUUAAAUAUUUUGGCUCAUCAUGAAAAGAACAGGUCUAUCAAAGUUGAUUAUAUUAGAUCGGGGUGGAGUGUAAGUCGAGCCUUUAAUGAAUGUCUAAGAGCUAUUCUUAAACUAACUCCAGUGUUACUUGUUAAACCUAAUCCGGUGCUCGAAGCUGAUAGUGAUGAUCGAUGGAAAUGGUUUAAGGGUUGUCUUGGUGCAUUGGAUGGUACUUACAUUUCCAUUAGAGUUGAAGCAAUAUAUAAACCAAGAUACAGAACACGAAAAGGAGAUAUAGCAACUAAUGUCUUGGGGGUUUGUGAUAGAAAUCUCAACUUUAUUUAUGUAUUACCUGGUUGGGAGGGAUCAGCCGCUGAUGGUCGUGUAUUGCGAGAUGCUGUUGUACGAAGAAAUGGGUUGAAAGUACCUCAUGGCAAUUACUAUUUGUGCGACGGAGGAUAUACAAAUGGAAAUGGUUUUCUGUCUCCCUAUCGAGGAUAUAGAUAUUGGCUAAAGGAUUGGCAAGGUGACAAUCCAUCACCUCGAUGUCGAGAAGAGCUCUUUAAUAUGAAGCAUGCUAGGGCACGUAAUGUCAUUGAAAGAACAUUUGGACUAUUAAAAGGACGUUGAGGAAUUCUUAGAAGUCCUUCGUGGUACUCAGUUAAGGUUCACAAUAGAAUUAUUAGUGCAUGUUGUUUGAUACACAAUUUCAUUCGAAGAGAGAUGGAAGCUGACCCCUUAGAUGUGGAAAUGGUGGAGAAUCAACAUGAACAUGAAAAUAUUAAUACAAUUGAAACAUCUGAUGAGUGGACCACUUGGAGGGAUGAACUAGCUCAGUCUAUGUGGAAUGAACGAUUGGGAAAUCAAUCUUUUUAAUUUUAAACUAUGUGUUAACUUUUGGUGUGCUUAUGCACUUUUGCUUUUGGUUUUCCAUUCACUGUAAAAUGUAAUACCGUCUAUUAUUUUGUAAAAAUUAAUGGUCAAUCUUUUGUAUGUCUCACAUUGUUAUUUGUACAAACAAACAGUGAAUCUCAAUGUAUAUCUAUUAUUUUAUAAUAUAAGCAGUGAAAUUCUCUUUAUCUCUU